AUGGCCCAUACUGCUAUUUCUGAUCCAGAGUACAUGCGCGAGCGGUUCGACAGCCAGGCGACGCUGGCCGGCAAGAUCUCAACGCUCGCCGAGUGGAUUCGCGAGGCCGACGGCGAGACAGUAAUCUUUACUGGCGCCGGCAUCUCGACCUCGUGCGGCAUUCCCGACUUCCGAUCGCCCAAUGGGGUGUGGACGCUCAAGGCGCAGGGUCGGAAGCGCAAGGGAAAGACCACGCCGACAACCAAGGCCAUCCCAUCGGCAACCCACAUGGGCAUCGUGGCCAUGCUCCGUUCUGGCACCGCCAAGUUCCUCAUCUCGCAAAACUGCGAUGGCUUGCAUCGGCGAUCGGGCGUGCCGCCGGCCAAGCUUGCUGAGCUCCACGGCAACUCAAACAUAGAGUACUGCCGCUCUUGUGGGGCCGAGUACCUCCGCGAUUGGGCCUGUCGCCGCAUCGUCCGCGGACGCGAUCACUUUACUGGCCGCCAUUGCGAGCGCGCCGGAUGCGGUGGCAAGCUCUGGGACUCGACCAUCGACUUUGGUCAGAGUCUGCCGGAGGAACCGCUCCGCGCCGCGUACGCCGCCUCGCAAACCGCUGCCCUCCACAUUGUCUUUGGGUCAUCGCUCACCGUCUCGCCGGCGUGUGACAUGCCGGCGGAGACCGCAGCCGCUGGCGGCCGCAUGGUCAUCGUCAACCUGCAGAAGACCCCGCUCACAGAAAACGCCGAUCUGCACAUCUACGCCAAGACCGAUGACGUCAUGUGCGCCCUUCUGAGCCAGCUUGGCCUCGAUCCGCCGCAGUGGCGCCUCCGCCGCUCAAUCCGCAUCCGCCACGGUGUGCGUGGUGACGGGUACGUCAUCUGUGUCUCGGCCGUCGAUCCCGAAGACAACGCCCUGCCGGCAUCCAUCUUCCGCGGAGUGGUGGCGAGUCUUGUUCCGCAAGAUGCCGAUGCUGCGCCGACGACCGUCACGCUGCUUGAGCCGCCAUUUGCAGCCACCAUCCCGGUCACCACCACGCCUGACAAGACAGUCGUCGAUCUCAUGUUCAUGGGACACUACGCUGAGCCCAGGCUUAAGCUGGAGCUCCCGAUUGUGCUCGGCAAGCCGCCUGCUCAGCCGGUUGCCAUCGAGCUUGCCUACGAUCCGUACACUCGCACGUGGACGGUGCUCUCACGGACCGAUGGCACCGGAGCAGGGCCGUCGGCGACAUCGGCGGCUUCGCCGAGUGCAGAGCCGCUCAUCGAGCCUACAGCCACACUGGUGCUCUCGCAGGACACCUCGCCGGCGUACAUGGUGUCGGCAACCCGGAUCGCGUCGAUGGCCGCCGCCUCUCGCCCGCUGGUGGUCAUGUGGCCGGCGGUUAGUCGACUGGUGGUUCCGGGCGGCGAACAGUAUCCGAUGGUGGUUCUUGUCGGCGGGCUCCCGUCGCGCGACUCGGGCGCUCGCGAUCAGCCGCGGCUUGCGGCGUACCAGAUCGUCGAGCAUAGAGUCAACGGUCGGGUCGGCGUCUGGUUCACGCCUUCCUUCGGCAACUUGGCGAUCCAGUGCAGGCGGGAGUGCGAGCGAGGAGUGCUUAAGCGGUGGCUCUCGGCAGCCGCGGCUGUCGAUCCGCACACCAUGGUGGUGUUUGGUGGAUGCGAUGGAAGCUCGAUGUACAACGAUCUGACUGUGGUUCGGGCGACAAGUGUCCGCGGUGCGCUUCCCACACUCGAGCUGGAGAUCGAGGCGCUGGCGGCAGUCCCUGGCGGCAACCGGCCGGCACAUCGACUCGGUGCUUCGCUGACGGCGAUCGGCGACGGCCAGUUGGUUCUCUUCGGCGGAUCGGUGUGUGAAGGCGGGCCGUAUGCGUUCCUCAACGAUGUCCACGUCUUUGACAUGUCGAGUGGCGAGUGGACCGACAUGACGCCGCAGAUCCGCGGGCCGCGGCCCAGCGCAAGGGCACAACACGCCGCGCACUACUUUGCACACGCCAACUCACUGCUUGUGGUUGGCGGUACGGGAGUCGACGCCCACCACGCCGACGGCCAUGUCCUCGAUCUCGACUCGUGGACGUGGCGGGCAGUGCCGAGCGGACCCGGUGGGCCGGCUGCAGUGGCGAUCGCCGACGACGACAAAAAGCCGUUCCGGAUCACGCCCGCACAGUGCGCAAUCGUCCCGACAAGCGCGGCCACGCCCGACACAGUGCUUGUCUGGGGCCUCCCACACCAGAUCUCGCCAGUCCACAUUCUCGACGUCUCGGCCGGCUGGCGUCAGCAGGCCGGCGAGUUUGUCCUCCCGCCACCGCUACCCGCCACCGCUGCCGCGGCCGUCACAUUCGACGAUGGCAUCACAGCGCUGUUUGGUGGCGUCAGCGGCGAUGGUGUGCGUCUCGAGGCACUCGGCCCGACAUGGAUCGAAGCGGCGAGCCCGUGA
Messenger RNA from Thecamonas trahens ATCC 50062, 2409 nucleotides. Its product is annotated as transcriptional regulator. The record is from RefSeq and is a predicted model, not a curated record. The coding region runs from base 1 to 2409 and encodes 802 amino acids. Gene Ontology annotation, molecular function: NAD+ binding; protein binding. NCBI's taxonomy places the organism in Eukaryota, Apusomonadida, Apusomonadidae. The transcript has a single exon.